This is a messenger RNA of Penaeus indicus, 5076 nucleotides long. RefSeq names its product dual specificity protein phosphatase 7-like. Gene Ontology annotation, cellular component: cytoplasm; cytosol. Bases 139 to 1284 code for a protein of 381 amino acids. The transcript has 4 exons. Gene Ontology annotation, biological process: negative regulation of MAPK cascade; protein dephosphorylation. Lineage: Eukaryota; Metazoa; Arthropoda; Malacostraca; Decapoda; Penaeidae. The record is from RefSeq and is a predicted model, not a curated record. Gene Ontology annotation, molecular function: protein tyrosine/threonine phosphatase activity; MAP kinase tyrosine phosphatase activity; MAP kinase tyrosine/serine/threonine phosphatase activity.
UGCAGGGAGUAAAGACGUGCCGCUGAGCUGUGCUUGGGAAGUGUUUGUUGGUGUUGGUGCUUGACACUUGAUGUUCCAGUGAGUUGUAGUAAAUGCAGAUCGGGCGCAGCAGUUUUGUAAGCGUGCCCAUGCGCCGCCAUGCCUUCUAUUGAUGGUGAGGCUGCAGCAGGAUACAGUGGUGGCAGUAUGAGUGGUGGAAGCGUCGCACCGGUGGUGGAGGCAGGCGAGCUGUGCGAGGUGCUGCGGCGGGCACAUGGGGUCGAGGAGAUACUGAUGCUGGAUUGCCGUGGCGCCGACGACUACAGAGCAGGACACAUCCGCGGGGCCGUGAGCGUAGGCCUCCCCUCCCUGAUGCUCCGGCGCCUGGCCUCGGGCAAGCUGAGUUUGCCUCAGGUCGUGCGGCACUUGGCUGCUGACGGCGGAGAUCGGCUCGCCAGGCUCCACCAGUGUGUCCCUAUCGUUCUCUACGACCACGCCCACGCCAGCAACCCGCUCAUGCCCACACUCAUGACCAUCCUCUGCAGGAAGUUCAACCAGGAGGGCUGCAUCGCACACUGCCUAUCAGGAGGCUUCGAGGAGUUCCGGUCCCGGUUUCCCGAGUGGUGCGAGAGCGCGCUGCCCAACGAACCGCCGAUCGUGGGCUUCAAGAGUCUAAGGAUCACGUGCCUGGAGGCCGAGGAGGACGUGGAAGGAGCGUGUGACUCCAGCCUCGGGAGGGACACCCCCCUCGACGACCUGGGUUUCCCCGUGGAGAUCCUUCCCCACCUCUUCCUCGGCAACGCCAAGAACUCGGGAGAUCGAGAUGCGCUUAAUAGACACAAGAUUAGGUAUAUUAUCAACGUGACGCCAAACCUGCCUAAUGUGUUCGAGAACAGUGGGAAUUAUAAGUACAUGCAGAUUCCCAUCGCCGAUCACUGGAGCCAAAACCUCGCUUCCUUUUUCCCGCAAGCAAUUCAGUUUAUUGAUGAGGCGCGGGAGGCGGGCGUGGGCGUGCUGGUCCACUGUCUCGCGGGAAUCUCUCGCUCCGUCACCAUCACUGUCGCCUACCUCAUGUACAAGGAGAAGCUCAACCUCGAGGAAGCCUACGAGUACGUCCGCGUCAAGAAGGCCAACAUCGCCCCCAACUUCAACUUCAUGGGCCAGCUGCAGGACUUCCAGCAGCAGCUCAACCUGUCGCCUCACAAGUGCCAGUGUGUGGCCGAGUGCCGCUGCCGCCACCUCCACUUCCUCACGCCGGCCCGCACGUCCCCCGACUCGGGCAUCGAGUUCGACCGCUUCUCAUGAGGGCUGACCCCCGCUGCCUCCAUGCCCGCGGGCGGCACCCCUAGGCUCUGCCUGGAGUCCCCCGCGCCGCCCGCCCUUCCGCCCGCGGGUGUGGAGGCAGUGUCCGGCCCUGGCGGGGCCCGGGCCGACGACCACACUGAGGAGGACGAGGGGAAAGGAGGAGACGAAGGGGAAGAAGACGAGGGGGAGGGAGGAGCGGAAGGAGGGAACGACGAGGAGGAGGAGGGCUCCGACCUCCCCUCCUGAGCAGCCUCGGCGGCGACGGCCCCACCCAAGUGCCAAAGGUGACCCUCCCUCUCGCCUCCUACACGGCCCCCCUUGGGAGUGUCCUACCCCCCACCCGGGUGAGCCCCAGGGGAGGAGCCCCGGGUCACCACACACGGCAGGGGGGAGGGGCCAGGAGGAGCCUGCGGCCCCCCUUGCCAUAAUCCAAACUUCCAGGUACAAAUUUCUCGACGAGUGAUCUCGCUUCUUUCGGGGAACCGCGUCGGCCGGCGACGGGGCGCGGGGGCGGCGCCGCCACCUCCGCCCUCCGAGCCGGCGCUACGUUCAUUCAGAGGAAAUAUCUUUUAUUUUUAAGGAAGAUAUGUGAACAGUUAUGAAGUGUGGUGUUCAGGCUGCCACGAGCCUCUAACCAGUGUGUUCAUCAGUUGAACUUCAGCGAGUGCGAAAAUGUGUGUGAAGGUUUGAGACGUUGUUUCUUCUGUACAGUUGUCUGGAUGCAACACUAUGAGGUGAUAAACAAUCAUAAAUAUUUCAAAAAAUACAAAAAAGUCUUAAAAGAAACCCAAAAACGUGAUACAGAUUGUUUUUUCCCAGUAUUUUGGUACCACAACAUUGAGAAAGACGGUACGCUUACCUUUCCAAAAACAAAAACAAAACAAAAAAAACUUACGAGACGGCGACGGUGGGGUUUCGCACAGAGAGAAAAAAAACAAACCCAAAAUGAAAAACCAAACCAAUCCCUUACAAUAUAUAUAUAUAUAGAUGUAUUCCCUUUGAUGUGGAGCGAGAGAGAGAGAGAGAGAGAGAGAGAGAGAGAGAAACAAGAAAACCAAACCAACCAUAAAAGUAGAGGAGACAUUUCUCGGAAAUAAAUAUUCAUCCUGUUUUGGACUUCCAUAUUCAAUUUUCGAAAGAAGAAAAAAUGGCUAAAAAAAAAGUGUUUUAAAAAAGUCCGUUGUGCACCUGUGUUGUCCCGCCAUCAAAGGGUUAAUCGUGACCUCGCCGCGCCUCUCGGACAGCACCUCCUCAGGGAUCAGGUCAGGCUGGGUCACACGGAAGGAGGAACGGAAGGUCAUUCAUUCAGGGUCAUUUGGAGAGUAAAGAAAGAGGAAUAGGAAGGAAAAAAUCAUUCAGGCAGAAGGGGAGGAAGGAGAAGAGAGAGAUGGAAAAGUGAUUAGAGAUGGAGAAAAAAACAAGGAAAAUUCAGUGAAUGAAUUUCCCUUGGAUACAAGAGAGAGAUCCUAAGAUAUAUGUUAUUUUUUUUUUUUUUUUUUUUUUUUUUUUUUUUUUUUUUUUUUUGCCUGGUCAUGCUCGACAGGUAGUGAUGUGGUUUGACCAUGUGUGAGCAAGGGUAGAAAACUUUUGGAAUUUGUUGUGUGGGGUUCAAAACCCUUCAUGAUUAUUUGGCGUUUAGAAAAGUUGAUUUUUUUGGAUAUCCUCUCCCAUUACCCACCUGGCAAGACCCUGAGGUGAUGCAACCCCCUUGUAAAUUGCUUUAAAGCAGGAGAUAUCGGAAAAAAAACUAACACGAGUAUUUACACAUAUAUAUAUAUGUAUUUGUGAAACGGUCUACGUACAAAAUUAACAAAAAAAAAUCAUAUGUAUCACAUUGAUUUCCUUUUUUGAAGAUAAAAAAAAAUAAUAAUAAUAAUAAAUACAAUGAAAGUAAUAUAUUUUUAAUGUUAUAACUCGAACGGCCAAUGUGCUUUUUUAUUUCUUAUACGUGUACAGUUUGACUAGACUACCAUUAUUCAUAUCACCGCUCAAAUAUGUGGAUCACUUUGUACGGGCGGGCUCGGUGGAGGGGAGGGGGCAGCGCUCCCUCUGACUGCCAAAUCCACACUCUUGAGACCCCCUUCCUCCGCUGGGGCCCUCCCUUCCCCCCCUCUCCCCCUUCAUAUCCCCCCCACCCCCUUAAGAAUCCUCCGACAUCAACCCUAAGUAAUCUUCGCACAAUUCAAUGUCUGGACGUGUGUAUACGCAUUUGUGGAUGUACGUACAUUGCACCCUUAUGUGCGUACGUCCCACAUUUGCACGUACAUACAAGGAGUCGAUUUGGUGAUCUCUUUCAAAUAAGAAUGUGGCAACUGACGACCGCGAAGUGCCUUUUUGGAGUCGAAUUUUCUUAUACACUAUGGAAGCUGAAGUCUUUAUAUAUUGUCGUAGACUGUCAUUCGUGCUCAUCCCCAUAGAGAUAGGAUAUUGUAUUUUUUCACUCGAAUCACCUAAACUUUAAAAAAAAUACAUUUAAAGGAGUCUGCCGCGAGCUGUACUACUAACUUCCCUCUGACUUUUCUUUGUUCUCUUUGUAAAAGCCCAGAGUACUUAAUUGUUUUACUUGUGUAUAAAUAAAGAGAUGAUAUUAGAUGUAGCUUUUGUGAAGAAAAUAACUUUUUUGAUGAGAUAUGUAUGUUCCCCCCAUACCCCCCCAGAUAACAUGUACUGCAUGCCGAGAUGAUUCUCCCCCCCCCCCUUUUUCCUUAAAACAUGAGCUCGCGGUAAACAUGUCUCCCUCCUCCCGAAACCAGACAUUAUAAGCAUAACACGUACACACCAUGACAUUAACACACACACGCGCGCACACGAGAGAAAUUUUUGUGUACACGGUCCAUGCGACAUACUGAUCACUCACGCUUAUCCAUUGCCUGCCGAUGUGUACCCAUUUUUGAUCACACACUCGUCGCCUACCAGUCAGUAUUGCCGAGUAGCGGUGCGUCGAAGGCAGUGUUACGCUUCUAGGAACUCCGCUGGCCUAAAAAAAAAAGUUUGAUCCUCAUUUUGGUCUCCACAAUGUAAAGUUCACGUAGGCCCAAACCAGGCGGAGGUAUAAAACGUCUUUUGUUCUUGCGUUGUCCAGCAGCGAUCUCAGACACGGUGUUCUCAGCUCUACUACACAACAUAUACAAGAUACGAGGCCUAUAUAAACUAUGUACUGUUAGGGGCUUUGUCGGUAUUUUUUUCAAACAGUGUUGGAUCCGAAUGUAAGGCUAGUUAAGACUGCGGUCGUCUUUGUGAUCGCGAAAACUUUAUUCGCUACCUUUUUUGUUUCAAAUUUGAUUACUGUUUGGUGUCUUGUAAUUGCCAUAUGCGCUUUGCGUUCUCGAGUUGUAGUAGACAAUAACAACAACCCGAAUUUUUGAAUGACGCUCCCCACGCCCUCCACACUCAUUCAUACUCCCAUCACGACGUACAUGCGUAUUUUUGUUACACACACACACACACACACACACACACACACACACACACACACACACACACACACACACACACACACACACACACACACACACACACACGAGUUAAAAAAAAAAGACUUUUUGACCUGCUGGACCCCAGGAUCGUACUCUCCAUCCAUUUUCUGUACUCAUCCAUCCAUGUGUAUUCCUCAACAUUGGACACCACCAGCUUCCAUGCUCUACCCACAUGUAGCAAUACACUGACCCAUGUGAAAGUUGAUGCGCUUGAUGGAAAGGCAGGAUAGAACACGAGGUCUCCACUUUAAAAAAGAAAGAAGAAAAGACGCUGUAGGUUGUCUUCUGUUUGUAUUUAUUAUGUUUUUUUUUUAUA